This is a messenger RNA of Mus caroli (Ryukyu mouse), 1021 nucleotides long. The record is from RefSeq and is a predicted model, not a curated record. Lineage: Eukaryota; Metazoa; Chordata; Mammalia; Rodentia; Muridae.
CGCUCGCCACAGCGCGUGCAGCCAGCCAGCGAGAAGGCGCGAGCGGCGGCGCAGCCUGCAGCCUCCCGCCAGCCGGCGAGCCAGUGCGCGUGCGCGGUAGCGGCCUCGGCGGCGACCGGGAAGCGGACGGGCGGGCGAGCGAGCGAGCGAGCGAGUGAGCAGGCGGUGUGGGCGUGCGAGGCGAGGCCGAGUCGCGAGCGACAUGGGGGAUCGAGAGCAGCUGCUGCAGCGGGCGCGACUGGCGGAGCAGGCGGAGCGCUACGACGAUAUGGCCUCCGCCAUGAAGGCGGUGACAGAGCUGAAUGAACCGCUAUCUAAUGAAGAUAGAAAUCUCCUCUCUGUGGCCUACAAGAAUGUAGUUGGUGCCAGGCGAUCUUCUUGGAGGGUUAUUAGUAGCAUUGAGCAGAAAACCAUGGCAGAUGGGAAUGAGAAGAAGUUGGAGAAAGUUAAAGCCUACCGGGAGAAGAUUGAAAAGGAGCUGGAGACAGUUUGUAAUGAUGUCUUGGCUCUGCUUGACAAGUUCCUUAUCAAGAACUGCAAUGAUUUUCAGUAUGAGAGCAAGGUGUUCUACCUGAAAAUGAAGGGCGAUUACUACCGCUACCUGGCAGAGGUGGCUUCUGGGGAGAAGAAAAACAGUGUGGUUGAAGCUUCUGAGGCCGCGGACUCUCUGGAUACUCAGGCUUUGUCCUCUGAUGUUUUCCAGGUGACAGAGCUGAAUGAACCGCUAUCUAAUGAAGAUAGAAAUCUCCUCUCUGUGGCCUACAAGAAUGUAGUUGGUGCCAGGCGAUCUUCUUGGAGGGUUAUUAGUAGCAUUGAGCAGAAAACCAUGGCAGAUGGGAAUGAGAAGAAGUUGGAGAAAGUUAAAGCCUACCGGGAGAAGAUUGAAAAGGAGCUGGAGACAGUUUGUAAUGAUGUCUUGGGGACGUUGUACAUCGUGGCGACCUUGUCAGAGCGCUGCAGUGACGCACUCCCUGGAUUCCGCAGCCCUCGGCUGACACAGGUGAAAUUGAGAAAGAGGUAG